Messenger RNA from Plasmodium inui San Antonio 1, 1368 nucleotides. RefSeq lists its product as hypothetical. The record is from RefSeq and is a predicted model, not a curated record. Lineage: Eukaryota; Apicomplexa; Aconoidasida; Haemosporida; Plasmodiidae. The transcript has 3 exons. The coding region runs from base 1 to 1368 and encodes 455 amino acids.
AUGAAGAUCAUCUCGAUUAUCUUAUCCCUGGUGCUUCUAUUCUUUAUCAACCUAUUCUUCGUCAAAUCGAUAUACAAAAAUGAGCAGAGCUACAACGUACCGCUGAAUGUCCUAUUCAGUCAGGGGAAGAACAUUCGGAAGAGAUUAUGCAAUGAAUGUUUUUUUAAAAAUGAAGUAGAUAUGAUAUAUAAUAGCUGCCGUGCUUUGGAGAGUGUAAAAUAUCAUAACAUAAAUCGCAGAAGAAUUUUUUAUUUCGUAAAAGAGUCUCCCAAAUUGUUGAAGAGAUAUGUUAGCUUAAGAUCGGUGUCUAAAAUUUCGGACAUUUUAUCGGUCCACUUUCUCACUACGUUUCUUUCCGACAGGGCGUCUCAGCUAACUAACUGGUUUUACCUCCUGGAGGGCACCUAUAUAAAGAAUAACAUCUUGCGCGGCUUGGUUGGCUUCUUCGGCACCCUCGUGUUGCGUUUCCUCGUUGUGUACCUCCUCCAGCUGGCCGCGUCCUUCUUCCUCUUCCACUACGUCAACAUCGUUUCGCAAAAGACACAGGCCUACAUUGUAGAAGUGAGUGGCUCCAACUACGUCUCCAGAGUGAUUGGCUUCUUCCAGCUUAACCUGGUGAAUUAUUAUUUAAAUGUUGCAAGCGAAUUUGUCCAAGCGAUCCUCAUACGAGCUCUCUUCAAUCAGUACGAGGGACACCUCGUGAAGACAAUCAUAUACAAUAGCUCCGACUACUAUAUAAACACAAAGCUAACGAAUAAAUAUGAAAUAAUGUACCAGUGUACGAAGAAGUUCGUUCUGACUCGCAUCAACAAGUUGAGUCUUUUUACCUUUAAUUAUCUGCGCUACUUUGUGCUGACAAAUCUGUUCUUUAAGAUUUCGGGCGGCACGUACAACAAAUUCUCGCCGAGCGACGUGAAGAUGCCGGGCGUGUACUCCAACCGAAAGAAGAGUCUAAACAAAGACAUGAAGUACGCCACCAAGAGGGAAAUAGAAGUUCUGAGACGCUUCUGCAAAGAGACGGGUUGUCACACAUGUGGAGUCAGUUGCCACGACAGGUUCAUAGGAGAUCAUCAGCCACCUGUACAAGUCAUUAAAGAUAUGAUUGCUUAUUACCAAAAAAGGAAAUUCCUCCGACGGAUACUCAAUUUUUUUAAACUAUACGACACGAAGCAGAGAUUAUAUCCCCAGUGCGUUCGCUGCUCCCAAUUACAGGCAGCUUCUGUGAGGUGCAAAAAAUUGAGGCUCAUUCCUCACUACGAUACGAUUAGGCUUUUCCAUGCCUCGUCUGUUUUUCAUUUGGCACUCAAGAUGCUUCUCCUCACCCAGUGGAAUAAGAUAGUCUUCUGGGAUGGCGACAAUGUGCGCUGA